This is a messenger RNA of Mercurialis annua (annual mercury), 2362 nucleotides long. RefSeq names its product exopolygalacturonase-like. The transcript is spliced from 5 exons. Gene Ontology annotation, molecular function: polygalacturonase activity. Gene Ontology annotation, biological process: carbohydrate metabolic process. Lineage: Eukaryota; Viridiplantae; Streptophyta; Magnoliopsida; Malpighiales; Euphorbiaceae. The coding region runs from base 93 to 2087 and encodes 664 amino acids. The record is from RefSeq and is a predicted model, not a curated record.
UUUUAGGAGAAAUUGUCAAUUGAACUUGUAUGAUCGUGAUAAUUAACCAACCAAUUAAAUUUAAAAGUUUGUAAAAAAUAGAGGUGAUCACCAUGGAAAUUUCAAGAAGUUUUGUCGUGUUUGUCUUGUUAGCCAUUGCCUUACUUUGUGCUGUUGAAGGUUUACCCCGGCGCCUUGGUAGUGAUAAUGACGGUGGUAGCCUCGAAACAGGAAAUGACAACGGUGGUGAUAGCCCCGUAAAUGCUAAUGGUGGUGAUACCCCCGUAAGUGCUAAUGGUGGCGAUAGCCCCGUAAAUAAUGUUGGUGGUGAUAGCCCUGUAAAUGCCGAUGGCGUCGAGAGCCCCGUAAAUGCGGACGGUGGCGAGAGCCCCGUAAAUGCUGAUGGUGGCGCUACCCCUGCAACGGUUAAUGCUGAUGGUGGCAAUAGCCCCGUAAAUCCUGAUGGUGGUGGUAGCCCUGCAACGGCUAAUGCGGAGGGUGGUGAUGACCCCGUAACGCCUAAUGCAUCCGGUGGUGAUGACCCCGUAACGCCAAAUGCUGAUGGUGGUGAUGGCCCCGUAACACCUAAUGCGGAUGGUGGUGAUGGCCCCGUAACACCUAAUGCGGAUGGUGGUGAUGGCCCUGUAACACCUAAUGCGGAUGGUGGUGAUAGCCCCAUAAAUGUUGAUGGUGGCGAUAGCCCUGCAACGGUUAAUGCUAAUGGCGGCGAUAGCCCUGCAACGGUUAAUGCUGAUGGCGGCGAUAGCCCUGUAAAUCCUAAUGAUGGCGAUAGCCCUGCAGCGGCUAAUGCUAAUGGCGGCGAUAGCCCUACAACGGUUAAUGUUGAUGGUGGCGAUAACCCUAUAAAUCCUAAUGGUGGCGAUAGCCCUGCAACGGUUAAUGCGGAUGGUGGUGAUAGCCCCGUAACGCCUAAUGCGGAGGGUGGUGAUAGCCCCGUAGAGAUAAAUGGUGUUGGAGGUGGCGGUGGUGGUGGAAUUUUUGAUGUUACAAGUUAUGGUGCUAAAGGGGAUGGCAAGAAAGAUAACACAAUGGAAUUCAUGAAGACAUGGCAAGCGGCAUGCAAAGGCGUCAGUACGGCCCCGGUAUUUCUUGUUCCAAAAGGAGCGUUUUUGACAGGACCUGUUGUAUUUCAAGGCCCAUGCAAAAGCUCACAGCCUAUAGUUGUUAGAGUUCAAGGCACUGUGCAGGCGACAUCUGACUUGAGUCAGUAUUCUGAAGAUGCCUGGAUUUUAUUUGAACGUAUCGACGGUCUAGUUCUUACCGGCGGCGGAAUUUUUCACGGACAAGGCGCUUCUGUUUGGAAGUACAAUGAUUGCAAGUCAAACAAAAACUGCGCCAGGCUUCCAACCUCGAUCAAAUUAAUUCAGGUGAAGAAUGCAAUCAUUCACGACAUCAGUUCCAUUGACAGUAAAUAUUUCCAUUUUCACGUCACGGAUUGCAGUGGCAUUACGGCCUACAAUCUCGAAAUUACUGCUCCGGAUUUAAGCCCUAACACCGACGGUUUGCAUAUCAGCGACACAAGUACUGUAAAUAUAUCCAGCAGUACAAUUGCAACAGGUGACGACUGCAUUUCUAUUGGACAAGGCGUCACCGAAGCUACCAUUACCGGUAUCAUGUGUGGCCCAGGACAUGGAAUCAGCGUUGGUAGUCUAGGCAGAAGACAGAAUGAAGCCCCCGUAAAUGGUAUUACCGUGAGAAACUGUACAUUAUCUAAAACGACGAACGGUGCAAGAAUUAAAACAUUCGCCGGUUCACCGCCCGGUAGUGCUACGAGCAUCAUCUACGAAGAUAUUAUCAUGGACCAGGUCAAAAAUCCAAUUAUUAUUGAUCAGAAAUACGCUUCUCGCGGCUCAUCCAAGGGAUCACAAGUAAAGGUGAAGGACGUUCAUUUCAUGAACAUAAGGGGAACUACAACUACAAAUCCUGCAGUAAAUUUAGAUUGUAGUCCAUCUGUUCCAUGCGAAGGAAUUGAAUUUGUGGAUAUUGAUUUGGCUUUUACAGGAUCAAAUGCUAAAACUGUUUCUUCAUGUUCUAAUGCAAAAGUUUCAUUUAAGGGUACACAGAAUCCACCAGCUUGUAAACAAUAGUCAUUUUUUUGGUGUUUCUUCCAUAUAAGUUAUGAUAAGCCAUAAUAGGAAGCAAUUCUUAUAAUCCAGCCAUAUAAUUCUGCUGACAGUAUCUCCUAAUGAUACAGCCAUAAUUUAGGAAGAAAUUAGUGUCAAACUUUCCUUGUAUAUUCUCUAAUUUGUAUGCAAGAAAUUUCUUGCUUGAUCAUUGUAACCUAUGUAUAUAAACCUUGUAAGUUGUAAACUAGUGUAAUUAUCAAGACAAUAAAGAUUUCUGUGCUCCAUGCAUGCAUUGA